This is a messenger RNA of Manihot esculenta (cassava), 1769 nucleotides long. RefSeq names its product serine/threonine-protein kinase AFC2. The transcript is spliced from 12 exons. Gene Ontology annotation, cellular component: nucleus. NCBI's taxonomy places the organism in Eukaryota, Viridiplantae, Streptophyta, Magnoliopsida, Malpighiales, Euphorbiaceae. Bases 149 to 1474 code for a protein of 441 amino acids. The record is from RefSeq and is a predicted model, not a curated record. Gene Ontology annotation, biological process: protein phosphorylation. Gene Ontology annotation, molecular function: ATP binding; protein kinase activity.
GGUUAAAAUUAGGGUUAGCUGAAUGAAGCCUUCAUCCAACCUAAUCCUCAUAUUUUUCUGUCUGGUUGUUUAUUUCUCCUCAGGGUUCCUUUCUUUUUCCUUUGUUUAUUGAUUUUCUGUGUAGUUCGCCUCGAUCUUGCUUUCGAUUAUGGAGAUGGAGCGCAUAACCGAGUUUCCCCAUACUCACAUGGAUCGCCGUCCCAGGAAAAGAGCUCGUUUGGGCUGGGACGUUCCUCAACUUCCUAAGGCUCAGGUAGGAUUAUUUUGUGGACAAGAGGUUGGGAAUGAAACAAGCUAUGCAUCUUCUGGAGCAACCUCAGACCUUACUACCUCUACUUCUCUCUUUGUAAAGGGGGUGGCUACAAAUGGUUCUCCCCCAUGGCGGGAAGAUAACAAGGAUGGCCAUUACAUGUUUGCGAUUGGAGAAAAUUUAACUUCUCGAUAUAAAAUACACAGUAAGAUGGGUGAAGGCACCUUUGGUCAGGUUUUGGAAUGCUGGGAUAGAGAAAAAAAGGAGAUGGUUGCUAUCAAAAUUGUCCGAGGGAUCAAGAAGUAUCGUGAAGCAGCUAUGAUAGAGGUUGAAGUACUGCAACAGCUUGGUAAACAUGAUAAAGGUGGAAACCGUUGUGUGCAAAUACGGAACUGGUUUGACUAUCGUAACCAUAUUUGUAUUGUUUUUGAGAAGCUUGGACCAAGCUUAUACGAUUUUCUUCGCAAAAACAAUUAUCGCUCAUUUCCCAUUGAUCUUGUCCGUGAGAUUGGAAGACAACUGUUGGAAUGUGUAGCAUUUAUGCAUGACUUGCGCUUGAUUCAUACUGAUUUGAAACCUGAGAAUAUUCUUCUAGUUUCUCCUGAAUAUGUUAAAGUUCCUGACUACAAGGGCAUGUCACGAAUGCCAAAGGAGAGCUCCUACUUCAAGAGAGUCCCAAAGUCAAGUUCUAUUAAGGUGAUUGAUUUUGGUAGUACUACUUAUGAGCGCCAAGAGCAGAACUAUAUUGUAUCGACACGUCAUUACCGGGCUCCAGAAGUUAUUCUAGAUUAUUUUCUUGGGAUUCAUGUAGGACUUGGGUGGAGUUAUCCUUGUGAUAUAUGGAGUGUUGGUUGCAUCUUAGUGGAAUUAUGUACUGGGGAGGCUUUAUUUCAAACCCAUGAGAAUUUGGAGCACCUAGCAAUGAUGGAGAGGGUCCUUGGGCCCCUACCACAGCAUAUGCUGAAGAGAGUCGAUCGGCAUGCUGAGAAAUAUAUCAGGAGGGGAAGAUUGGACUGGCCUGAAGGUGCUACCUCGAGGGAAAGUAUUAAAGCUGUUAUGAAGUUACCUCGUCUUCAGAAUCUAGUAAUGCAGCAUGUUGAUCAUUCAGCUGGAGAUUUGAUUCAUCUCUUGCAAGGUUUGCUUAGGUAUGAUCCCUCGGAUAGGCUAACUGCUCGGGAAGCUCUAAGGCACCCCUUUUUUGCGAGGGGCCAAUUCAGGAGGUGAUUGCCAGAUUGUAGACUACCAAUGCUUAACCCUGUAAAUGACAAAAUCGGGUAUUGACCUCCAGGGCCCCUGGGCAAUUACUGUUGGCGUCCAACUAUAUAAAGCUGGCGGAUGUAAAUAUAUUUCCCAUUGUUUUUUUUCCCUCUAUUAUGUGGCCGUACGUGAUUAUGGUUGAUCAAUCUGCAGCGACUGUACCGUCAUACCUAUCCUAAUCUUUAACUCAAUGAGAGUCCAAUUAGAUGUACACGAUUAAUGUGGAAUCCAGGAAUUAAUUUAUAACUUUAUUGUUCGAGGA